Messenger RNA from Arabis nemorensis, 681 nucleotides. The record is from the annotation of a GenBank genome assembly. Lineage: Eukaryota; Viridiplantae; Streptophyta; Magnoliopsida; Brassicales; Brassicaceae.
AUGACACCGGACCGAACAACUAUCCCGAUCAGGACCAGUCCCGUGGCUCAAACACAACCCUUGAAGCGUCACCAUUCGGCUAGCUACUAUGCUCACCGGGUCAAAGAAAGUCUCUCAACCCGAAUUUCUAAAUUCAUCUGCGCAAUCUUUCUAUUGGUCCUGUUCUUUGUAGGCAUCAUUGCUUUCAUACUUUUUCUCAGUUUACGCCCUCAUCGACCUCGGUUCCAUAUCCAUGACUUUGUGGUUCAAGGACUAGACCAGCCUAACGGAUUUGAAAACGCAAGAAUUGCUUUCAACGUAACCAUACUCAACCCGAACCAACACAUGGGUGUUUACUUUGAUGCAAUGGAUGGUUUCAUCUACUACAAAGAUCAACGUGUUGGAUCAAGCCCGUUGCUAAGCCCGUUUUUCCAGCAGCCGACUAACACAACAAUCGUGACCAGGACGCUUACUGGAGCUUCCUUAACGGUAAAUAGUCGCCGUUGGACUGAGUUUACUAAUGAUCGGGCUCUAGGAACGGUGGCUUUUAAGCUCGAUAUAGUUUCGAAUAUCCGGUUUAAGCUGUCUAGGUGGAUCAGUAAGCACCAUAGGAUGCACGCUAAUUGCAAUAUCGUGGUCGGACGAGACGGGUUGAUCUUGCCCAAGCUUAACCAUAAACGGUGUCCUGUCUACUUCACUUAG